Molecule: messenger RNA, 3450 nt
Organism: Acanthosepion pharaonis
Lineage: Eukaryota; Metazoa; Mollusca; Cephalopoda; Sepiida; Sepiidae
Source: the annotation of a GenBank genome assembly
AUGAACACACAGGCUGCAGCAAUCGCCUCUGCAUCUCGGGCUUCCGAGACUCAUCAUCAAAGCCUUCUUCGUAACGUAAGAAACGCUGCCACUGUGAGGGCAAUAGAGACACUUGACCGUCAAUCCAGGGACGCUGCUGCAACAGCGAGCGCUUGGGCUGCUGAGACGCCGCUCUCGACCUAUCGAUCAUAUGACGCAUUGCAGUACCCUUUACUUUUCCCUUAUGGUGACGAUGGCUACCACUUCGGCAUUCCCCUUCAUACUCCGGGUGGCCAACCUACAACAUCUUCCAAAGCCUUAUCGUGCAAGGCCUUCUCCUCAUACCGUUUCAUGGUUAGGGAUGAAGACUUCAUCCUGCUUCAUAGAUGCAGGGAGCUUUUCCACCAGUUUGCGGUUGACAUGGCCGCUAAGAUGGAAUCGGAGAGGAUUUGUUUUAUAUGGAAUCAUCAGAAACAGCUGCGCUCAGACUCCUACGUACACUUACGCGACAGUCUUCGAAAUGAGGAAUCUAGGAACAGUAAAGUGUCUUUACUCUUCGAAUAUCGCUGCCAUACAAACUCUCUCUCUCGCUCUCUCUCUCUUGCUCUCUCUCUCCCUCUCUCUCGCUCUCUGUCUCACUCUCGCUCUCUCUCUCUCUCUCAUGUUUUCUUGCCAACUGACAAUGAUUAUGUAUGGUUGAUGGCAAAACUCUGGUACAACAAUGCCGAUGUUGCUUACCACCAGUCUGUCGUUCAUCUUGGUCUGACGCAUCUCCUGAUGGAAGGGGUUAUUCUGUCCAUGCACAGAAAUAUAUCUGUUUCCCAUCCGAUCUUUAAGCUUGCUCAUAAUUAUUUAUUAUCGGAUGGAGGAUGGGUUGACAAAACUAUGGCCAUUGGCGCCAAAGGGAUGUAUGAGUUGGUAGGUCGAUGCCAAAAAAAAUGGAGGUUUGAUUUACAGGGAACACCGCCAGCAGAAUUUAAAUCAAGAAAUGUUGAAGAUCCAAAAGUCCUUCCCAAUUACCAUUUCAGAGAUGAUUCAUUGCUCAUCUACGAUAUUAUCCGCACUUAUGUGACAAACUAUGUAAACCUUUACUAUGAUAAUGACAAUAUGUUAUUAGAUGACUGGGAAAUUCAAAACUGGGCACAAGAAUUGGCCAGAAAGAAAUCCGAAGGCGGGAUUGGCUUGGCAGGUGUCCCUGAAAGAGACGGCAAAGCAGGAUUUAAUAGCAUUGAUGAUUUAGUAAUAGUGCUAUCUUCUAUCUUGUACACGUGCAGCGCAGGCCAUGCCGCUGCUAACUUCCUGCAAUAUUCCGAAUACGCUUAUCCGCCCAAUUAUCCAUCACAGAUCCGAGGAGAAGUUAUCAAAGACAAGAAACCCAGGACAGAAAAAGAUGUUUUCCAGUCUCUCUCCGACCGAAAUGUCACCCUAAAUGUAAUGACGGUUACCUAUUUGCUCAGUGCAAAGACAACCAACUCAUUGGGUGACUUUGAGACUCAGUAUAUAUAUGAUCCAAAAGCACUGAAUGUUUUGGCCAAAUUUCAAGACGACCUCAAGGCAGCAUCUAUAAAGAUCACAGAAAGAAACAACUUGAGAUUUCCAUAUGAACUUACAUUUAAUUUUUUUCUGUUUUUCUCUGUCUAUCUAUCUAUCUAUCUAUCUAGCCUAAGUUCUUUUUCUAUCUAUCUAUCUAUCUAUCUAUCUAUCUAUCUAUCUAUGUGCCUGCCCUCUCCAACUCCCCGAGAGUCGCCUCUCAAACUUUGUCGUAUUAUAUUAUUGGGGGGGGGCUAUAUAUUUAUCUCCCUUUUCUUUCGCCUGUGCUCUCCUCUUCCUCCUCUUCUUUUCCACUCUUUCUCUCUCUAUUUUAAUUCUCUCACUCCUUCCUGUUUUCAUUUAUCAUUCACACCGUUCCUAAUUUUCUUCUGUCAUUCCUCCUUCCACUCUCUUUCACGUUCACGGUAUAUUGCCAAUUUGCUUUUCAAUCCAAUUCGGACUUUGACGAAUAAUCUUGUUUCCCGAGUUGUUGCAGAAUGGCUACAAACGACUGCACAAUCUUUGUGCAAACAGUUGGAUAAUUUCUUUCGGAACGAUUUCAAGUGCGGCGCUAUCGACGAAUUUAAAGUCAAACUACCUUCCAAUUUUGGCACGGUAUCCAUGAUAGAGUUCUGGCGGGAUAACGCCGGCAUUUCUGCUGAUUGGUACGUCGAAAUCAUCAAAGUUGAACAAAACCAACCGAAGACGACCAGCAUUUUCCCAGUCUUCCGGUGGAUCGAGGCUCAAAACAAAAACGGCCAGAAUCGUUACAGGAUAUAUGAACUAGAUACUUUCUUGCCGCAGUUCGAUCCCAACCAGGAGCAGCGAGAGAAGGAAAUCAAACGUAAACGAGAACAAUACGUUAUAAACUAUAUGAAAGAUAUGCCGGACAUGCCUGUUCUGGUGAAAGACUUGCCAAUUGAUGAGCAGUUUAGUGCUGAAUAUGUGAAAAACCUUCUUCUCAGUAAAUAUGAGCAUUUGUACCUAAACUUCAAGGCCAAAUUAUUGAUCCACGAAUGGGAUUCUUUUGACGACAUAGAUAAGAUUUAUGAUGACGAAAGAAAGAAACCUCUCGCAGCAGAUCACUGGAAUGAAGAUGUUUGGUUCGGUAACCAGCGUUUGGUAGGAUGCAACCCGGCUCUCAUUAAGCUGUGCACGGAGAUUCCUGAAAAAUUCGGCGUAAAUGAAGAAAUGAUGAAACCGGUUUUGAACGGCAAGACCCUCGCCAGUCUCAUGGAAAAGAAGCGACUGUUUCUAAUAGAUUUAACUAUUACAGAGGAUUUGAAGCAUAAGGAAAACUUUAAUAUAUGCGCCCCAAUGGCGUUGUUCAUGCUCGAUGACGAAGACCAGUUGAUGCCAAUUGCAAUCCAGCUGAAACAACAGAAAGGACCAGAAAAUCCGGUUUUCUUGCCAACUGACGAUUAUUAUGUAUGGUUGAUGGCAAAACUCUGGUACAACAAUGCCGAUGCUGCCUACCACCAAUCUGCCCUCCAUCUUGGUUGGACACAUCUCCUGAUGGAAGGGGUUAUUCUGGCCAUGCACAGAAAUAUAUCUGUUUCCCAUCCGAUCUUUAAGUUAAUGGCUCCACACACACUUUUCCUAAUGGCUAUCAAUUCGAGAGGUCUGAGUAAAUUAGUAUCGGAAGGAGGCUGGGUUGACGAAACGAUGGCCAUUGGCGUCAAAGGGGUGUAUGACUUGAUAGGGCGAUGCCAAAAAAUAUGGCGGUUUGAUUUACAGGGAACACCGCCAGCGGAAUUUAAAUCAAGAAAUGUUGAAGAUCCAAAAGUCCUUCCCAAUUACCAUUUCAGAGACGAUUCAUUGCUCAUCUACGAUAUUAUCCACACUUACGUGACAAACUAUGUACACAUUUACUAUGAUAAUGACAAUAUGUUAUUAGAUGACUGGGAAAUUCAAAACUGGGCAGAAGAAUUGCCAAAUUGA